This is a messenger RNA of Tripterygium wilfordii, 2151 nucleotides long. RefSeq lists its product as uncharacterized. NCBI's taxonomy places the organism in Eukaryota, Viridiplantae, Streptophyta, Magnoliopsida, Celastrales, Celastraceae. The record is from RefSeq and is a predicted model, not a curated record. The transcript is spliced from 4 exons. The coding region runs from base 70 to 1776 and encodes 568 amino acids.
CAUUUUCACGGUCUACUGGUACUGGGCGGUCUCUACUCUCAAAACCCCCCAAAAAAGUCUUUACAGUUUAUGCAAGAAUCAGAGAAAAUGGAGUCCUUGAAGAAGGCUUACGCGGAGAUAAUACUCAACACUGCGAAAGAGGCGGCCGCUAGACUGAUGCUAUCGGAGCGUAAAGCACUUGGUUUCGAGCAGGAACUGCGUAGCGCCAAAAACGAAGCCCUUCGAUUGCUUUUGCGCAUGAAGCAGAUGAUCGAUUCCAAGCAAAUGAAAAUUGAUGAGCUUGAAGCACAGCUCCAGGAGGCCGAGGAAGUCAUUACAGAUCUCAGAGCAGAGUUGUAUAGUGUGCAGGAGAGAUUGGAGAAAGUGAACAACGAACAAGCACCGCCUAUGAAUGGACAAUUCUCUAGGAAAGAUGAAUCUUCUGCUAGAAGUCCAACAACUAUACCUAUUGUACCUUCUGCAGUUUCAUUGUUUGAUAGUACGACAACCUCUGACAUGAAAGAUGAAACAUUAAAUCCAAGUGUUUUGGACAGUAAUUGCCGUAACAGAAAUGGAUGUGCCCAGAGAAUACGUGCAUUUGAAGGAAAUUCACUGGAUGAAAGAGAGCCUCCUGAAAUGAAGAAUGAGUUGAUCAUGAAAACUAGCGACAAGGAUGAUGGAAAGUGUGUUAAACUUGCUCCCGCAAGCCAGAAUAUGCAAACAAGGGAACACUUUUCUUCUGAGGUGAGAAAACUUGGUAAAGCCCGUAAACCGAAAAAGAGAAAAGCUCGAUUUGGUAAAGCAAAAGCUGCCUCAUGCAAGUCUCGUCCAAAGCAGUUCUUGAAACCUUCUCAACCGUCUUUUAUUGAUACCCUCCGUGAAACAACUAAUUUAAAUCUUAAGCCUCAUGAGAAGGCAUGUUCUAUAGCCUCUACCAAUACUAACAACACAGCUACGACCAGAAAUUCUAAUGGUUUGGAGGCAAAUUUGCAGUGUGCAAGCAACUGCUUGAGAGACGAACGUGACAUAUUCCAUGAGGGGAAAAUAAAAAGGGAAGUGCGGAGCAUGGAUAACAUUUCUACCUCAAUCAUGAAACAUCCUGAUCAUCUCUCUGAAAUUUGUCAACCGUCUUCUGUUCUCACCCACUGCAAGGCUUAUGCCUUUUCGCUCAAAGGUAAAGUCAUGUCUGGUGAAGAUCAGUCAAAGAUUAAGGAGAAUGAGGUUAAGAUUAAGCCAUUUCCCUCAUUAGAUCCUGGGUUGACGCUGAUUAAAAGCGACAUAGAUCCUAUAUCUGGCUCUAGGAAUGUUACUGUGAGCAUUAAGGCUUUAAAUACAUCUGGAGUUGCACAAAAUGCCUCUAAAAGAGACUCAGACUUAAACGAUAGUUCUUUGGUGACAGAGGAAGGUGAAACCCUGUUCAUAAAUGAGGAAGGUGAUGCUGCUGUAAAUUUAGCUGGUCCAUGUUCUGUGUCAAAUUCUGAUGUGGUUAAUGUGCCAUCAACAAAUUCUGACUUGGAAGAUGCCAGAUCAUCCAAACCAAGUGAUGGAUCUCAUGGUCAUGCAGAAAACAUUGAGCUUCUUAGAUAUACAAGAAAACGCAAGAAGGAAUCUUUGAGCAGCACUGAUAAAAUCAGUUCUCCUGAAGAGACUACGAACUCAAAGAGGAGUGUUAGGGACGAAAAAAAUGGUUCACCUGAGCUGGAGAAACCUACCUUGUUUACUGAAUCAUCUAGGGACAAUAGGAGACUGGCUCUGGUCGCUCAUCAGCUUAUUUCUUUAUCUGGGAAAAGAUGGUGAAGUUCAAUGGUACAUGUCAAAUCUAGAUUGUUCAUGUUGGGCAACCUGUAGAACACAACUUUUUGUUGUAGUUCUUGGUAACAUUUUUUAUUUAAUAGACGACUCGCGUGGCUGGCUGCAAUACAAGAAGAUAGAGAGGUUGCCAUUGGUAACUCGAGAUCGUUGUUAGAUAUCCAAAUUUAAUUUCUUUUUUAAGUUGCUGUCUCAAGCUCAACUCUAUGGCCAUCAUUCUUGAUGCUGUCUUUUAUCAAUUAUAUCAUAUAAUUUUCAAUAGCUGCCUGAUCAACUGUGAAGCUCUUGAAGCCACAGAAUUUAUCAUAAUACAAUGACAAUGCUUCCAAAUAUUUAAUAAUGAUGUAAUAUAUGUUACUGAGA